Messenger RNA from Danaus plexippus (monarch butterfly), 1583 nucleotides. It is a transcript of the gene Ldh, whose product is annotated as L-lactate dehydrogenase. Gene Ontology annotation, cellular component: cytoplasm. The record is from RefSeq and is a predicted model, not a curated record. Lineage: Eukaryota; Metazoa; Arthropoda; Insecta; Lepidoptera; Nymphalidae. Gene Ontology annotation, molecular function: L-lactate dehydrogenase (NAD+) activity. Bases 119 to 1198 code for a protein of 359 amino acids. Gene Ontology annotation, biological process: carboxylic acid metabolic process. The transcript has 7 exons.
AGAGACAUCGCCACCAUUCAAUGCGGAAGUCUCGAGCUGUGCGCUAACUCUUAUUGGUCUCAUUAUUUAUAUUAAUUGUUAAGUUGUAGUCGUAUGUUAGUUAAACUGAAAUAUUAAGAUGAGUUUUAUGAACGGGAACGCUAACGGGAAUGGGACCGCCAAUGGCAACGCUUACAAUGGCUUCUACGGUUAUAGACACAAAAUGGCGACUUUGGACCAGCUUUUCCAGCCCAUCCAGCAGAAGACGGAAGCCACCGGCAACAAGGUCACUGUGGUGGGAUCUGGCCAAGUCGGCAUGGCAGCGGUCUUCGCAAUGCUAACACAGGGCGUCACUAACAAUAUAGCGUUGGUGGAUUGUAUGGCAGACAAAUUGAAAGGCGAAAUGAUGGAUCUACAGCACGGCUCAUGCUUCAUGAAAGAUGCUAAGAUUCAGUCAAGCACAGAUUACGCCGUCUCUGAGGGUUCUAAGAUCUGUGUUGUGACCGCUGGUGUGAGACAACGUGUUGGGGAGACCAGGCUCGAAUUGGUACAGAGGAACACUGACGUCUUGAAAGUUAUUAUACCCCAGCUUGUAAAGUACUGCCCGGACGCCAUAUUCAUCAUAGCGAGUAACCCAGUGGACGUUCUAACCUACGUGACCUGGAAAAUCAGCGGACUGCCCAAGAACAGGAUUAUAGGAUCCGGAACCAACCUUGACUCAGCUCGUUUCAGGUACUUGCUGUCCGAGAAGUUGGCUGUAGCCUCUACUUCCUGUCACGGUUAUGUCAUCGGUGAACACGGGGACAGCAGUGUACCGGUAUGGUCCGGCGUGAACGUAGCCGGUGUGCGUCUCAGCGAUCUCAACCCAAAAAUAGGUUCGGAUGACGAUCCUGAAAACUGGAAAAAGAUCCACGAAGAUGUGGUUAAAAGCGCCUACGAAAUCAUCAAACUCAAAGGCUAUACUUCCUGGGCUAUUGGACUAUCUCUAUCACAACUCUGUCGCGCCAUACUUUACAACAUGAAUAGUGUGCACCCUGUCACGACCUGCGUUAAGGGCGAGCAUGGUAUAGAGGACGAAGUGUUCCUGUCCCUGCCCUGCGUGCUCGGCAGGAAAGGCAUCUAUGACAUCAUUCGACAAACACUCACCGAUAGCGAACUGACCCAGCUUCGGAAAUCUGCUGAAGUCAUGGCAAAAUUGCAAGCCGGUAUCAAAUUUUAGAAAACUUCAACAUGUCUAGCCUACAUUAUAAUCCACAGAUAAUUUAUAACAAUUAUCAUUAUGUACAGAUACUAAAUAUUUAUAUAACCAAUUGUCUUUUGAUGCAUUUUAAUAUUUUUAAUGGUUGUCGUCUCGCGAUUUUCUUAAUGUCCUUUUGAUGUUUUUCAUAUACGUCUUAAUUCUACAUAAAGUGAACUAGGUAUUAUAAAUGUAAAAAUGUACUCUAUUGUAACCCAGCAAGAUUUCAGUACAUUUACUUAAAGGUGUGUCAACAUUAAUAUUUAAGAAUUGUUGUAGGAUUUAUAUUUUUGAUCCUUUUAAUGUUUUGUAUGUUUCUAUUAAGAAAUUUAAUGUUUCAUUAAAUUUAAUAAAAGAUGUGAAUCGA